This is a messenger RNA of Phytophthora sojae, 798 nucleotides long. RefSeq lists its product as hypothetical. The transcript has a single exon. The annotation marks the transcript as partial. Lineage: Eukaryota; Oomycota; Peronosporomycetes; Peronosporales; Peronosporaceae. The record is from RefSeq and is a predicted model, not a curated record.
AGUCCAUUUGGCGUCGUGGACAAGUCUGGUGGUGAUCCCAACGUGUCGGGCCGGACGAUACACGACUUAUCUUUUCCUGACGGACUCUCUAUUAACGACCUGACGGAUCAAGCCAGCAUUGAACGGCCCGAGUACGUCCACUGCGACGCCAUCGCGUCGGAAAUUCUCCGGGUGUCCGCCACCAACCCCGACACUGAGGUGGAUAUUAUGGCCGGUGAUGUGGCGGCGGCUUUUCGUCAUAUCAGUCUCCACAGCAACAGUGUCCGAUGGUUUGCAGGACUGAUUGACGAAGCGGAUGCUCUGAUUCUUGAACUUGCUGCACCGUUCGGCUGGCCUGGCUCACCAGGCACGUACGAGAUCGUCGGUGGCGCUGUGUCUUACGUGCAUGGCUCCCAUUUCAACGCCGAUAACCCAGACGGGUUCUUCCACUACCACUGGGUGGAUGAUCACAUCAAUGUGACUGCCACGGUCGGCUCCAACCGCGCGGACAUGGAUCGCUCUCUUCGCUUCGCCUUGCUGGCCGUCCUCGGUGAGGGCGCCAUCAACGAAGACAAGUUUACACCUUGGGCGCCGGUCCAGACGGUGCUUGGCCUCCAGUUUGAUACUCACUCCCGCACAGUUUCGAUGCCUGAAUCCAAGAUUCUUAAGGCCCGCCGACUCGUUGUGGCAGCUUUCCACUCCACCGCUAUGUCCAGGACAGCUUUACGCUCUCUGGUGGGUAGUGGCCACUUGUAUCCGCCCGGCCCGACCGUUCCUUCAACGACUACGUCUGCGAGAGACCUCCGGUCGCCGUUUUGA